This is a messenger RNA of Stegastes partitus (bicolor damselfish), 2171 nucleotides long. It is a transcript of the gene hrh2b, whose product is annotated as histamine receptor H2b. The transcript is spliced from 2 exons. Bases 206 to 1303 code for a protein of 365 amino acids. Gene Ontology annotation, biological process: adenylate cyclase-activating adrenergic receptor signaling pathway; positive regulation of MAPK cascade. Gene Ontology annotation, cellular component: plasma membrane. The record is from RefSeq and is a predicted model, not a curated record. Gene Ontology annotation, molecular function: G protein-coupled receptor activity. Lineage: Eukaryota; Metazoa; Chordata; Actinopteri; Pomacentridae.
ACAUGGCUCGGAAGUGCUUUCCACUCACUGAUCUCCUUCUGAACCUAAUUACCUUUGAACACAGGCACCAUGGAGAGGACUGUCUGACGGGAAAGUGAAUUUGCAGUAGCUGGGAAACUUUAAAGACACGUGGAUGAGUCCUUUUGAAGAGUUUCUACUGAGAUAGCAGCACCGUUUCCCAGCGCAGGAGGAGGAGGAGGGCAUCAUGAUCUCCACAGCUCUCCGCUGGCUGGUCCUGCUGUUCUUUAUCAUCCUGACCAUUGGCGGUAACGUGCUGGUUUGCUUGGCCGUCGGGCUCAGCCGCCGACUGUGGCGCAUUGCGAACUGCUUUGUCGUGUCGCUGGCGGUGACGGAUCUCCUGCUUGGCCUGCUGGUGAUGCCCUUGUCUGCCACUGUGGAGCUGCGCAGCGGGAAAUGGCCCCUCGGAGGAGCCCUGUGCAACAUCUACAUCUCAGUGGAUGUCAUGCUGUGUACAGCCUCCAUCCUGACCCUCCUGGCAAUCAGCGUGGACCGAUACCUGGCCAUCUCAGCUCCCCUCAGCCACUCCCGGAGAGUUACCCCUCUACGGGUGGCGCUGGUCAUCACCGCCAUCUGGACCUUGUCAGUAGCUGUGUCCUUCGUGCCCAUCCACCUGGGAUGGAACACAGCAGACUAUAGAGUGCAGCACUCGGACUGGGGCAUGGGAGACGAGGAGGAGGAGGGACGCUACUGCCAGUUCGAAUGGAAUAACAACUAUGUUCUUAUUUAUACCUUUGGCUCAUUUUACCUGCCUCUGGUGCUUAUGUGUGGAAUGUAUCUUUGCAUAUUCAGAGUGGCCCGAGAACAGGCGCGUCGUAUUCGUGCUACCACCCCGUCCUCCGCACGCACGGCGACUGCUGCUAUAGCCAGAGAGCACAAAGCCACAGUGACCCUGGCAGCUGUACUGGGCGCUUUUGUCAUCUGUUGGUUUCCCUACUUCACCUUCUUCACCUGCAAAGGCAUAAAGGAAAAGAUGAACCCCCCAAAUACACUUCACUCAAUAGUCCUGUGGAUGGGUUAUUUUAACUCAGCCCUUAAUCCCAUCCUGUAUCCAGCCUUCAACAGGGAUUUCCGCAAGGCCUACGGAGAGCUGCUGCGCUGCCGAGGGUCGUCUCGCAGAAAACUGCCGUUUACCCGCGCGUCCGUGCAUAAACGAUUGACCUUCACUAAUGGAAAAAAGGUCUCCAGACAAUCUGAGAAACAUAUAGACACAGUGAAGACAGAAACUGAGGAGAAGCGCAUCAGUCUGCUUGAGGGAAAUGGGUUCCCUAAUGAGCCAAGAUGAAAUGCUGUGGAUCCCGUUGCACUGAUGGACUGUAGUGCAGCAGUGAAAUAUUAUAAUUGCAAACUUGCUCAGCUGCUCACACUAACACAUUAGCUAACGAUUUACAGUAUAAGUUAAAAGUUUAGUGUCAAGUGCCAAAGAUUAUAAAAUUCACGGCACGAUACAGCGAUUGCUACAUAACUGCUUUGUUAGUGUACAAGAUCCAAAGUUCAAGUGCCUAAUUAAUAGGUUCACGUCAGUUUGGUAAUUAAUUUUACACUCAGAGAAGUUGGCAGUAUUGGGCCGUCUGUUUAACGGACUCUCGUCGGACAGCAGACAACGGUCUGCUUCGAACCAGAAUGGAGUAGAGCUGCCUGGACUGAAUGGAUGACUCAGUAAGUUUCCCAGCAAGCCGCAUGGAGACACAGGUGGUUAAAAGUUUGCAAAUUGUUUGUUUUUUCUUCCUUCAGUUCCAACAGGGGAAGUAAAUAAGUGACCAGCAGGUUGAUAUGAUGCGUACAAUAUGUGCACAUUUGACUUGACCCAAGCAGGACGACUAAAGGACUUCCUGGAUGUUUCAGCAGACGAACUGCAACCGAACAACACGUGCGUUUUAAAUUAAAAGUUGAGCUAUGGUGAAGACUGCUUGCAGUGAAGUGCAUUCUUUGAGUUUUCAUACUUUUUAAAGACUUUUUCAAGAGACAACAUUGUACCAAGUAAAAAGAAAAACAGCAUGAAGACUAUCUUGUUAAAUUAUAAUGACAACUUUGCUACCUAAUGCAUGUUACGAGACAACGAUGACAGACAAUGUGGAAUGUAACGACUUGACAAAUUGUGAAAAAUAACUUCAGGAUGAAAAAAUGGAAUUAAAGCGCACUGAUGGUUGUUA